Saxophila tyrrhenica is the source of this 345-nucleotide messenger RNA. RefSeq lists its product as uncharacterized. The transcript has 2 exons. Bases 1 to 345 code for a protein of 114 amino acids. The record is from RefSeq and is a predicted model, not a curated record. Lineage: Eukaryota; Fungi; Ascomycota; Dothideomycetes; Mycosphaerellales; Extremaceae.
AUGGCCGACUCCAACCCAUCCAACUUCGCCAACCUUCCCAAGGAGACUGUCAAGGAGAUCGCGAGCAUGGGCGGGAAAGCCAGCCACGGUAUGAAUGGCACCAACGGCUCCGACCACGCCGCCGACAAGUCCCACGAAGGCCGCAACCCAGACAGUACUUUCACCAAAGGCUCUGAUGCUGCCUCCGCCGCUGGUCACCUCGGUGGCCUCCACGCCGCGGGCAAGGAGGAGUCUGGGAAGGAAGGCAACGGUCGUCGUGAGGAUGGCACGUUCUUGCCGGGAAGCGAGGCCGCCGCGAAGGCUGGUCACAAGGGCGGCGUGGCUGCUGCUACCUCUGACAACUAG